AUGGUCAAUUGUUUUGUACCAAAUUGUAACCAUUACAGCGAAACAAAAAUAUGUAAAUUUUUUAGAUUUCCUGUGAAUAAAUUGUUAAAAUUAAAAUGGACAAAAAAUAUAAGAUGUCCAAGUGUGAACUCCCGAGUUUGCAGCUGGCAUUUUAUUGAUGGUCUAAAAGAAAAUAAUCCAACAAUAUUCAGUUGGAAUAAAGAAAAAAGAUUUUUAUGUGUUUCCCCAGAGAAAAGAAAUAAACGGAUACCAAAACCUAUCUCAAAAACAUUAGUUGCCAAUGAAGAAGAAUUACCUGAUGAACUUGAAGAAAAUCAUUCAGAAGUAGCAUCUCAAUCAGAUAUUGAAAUUGAGUCACAGAUGAACUUAUAUGAAUCUACUAAGCACAAUGAAGAGAAUUCAGUUUUACAUUUAAAUGUUAAGUCGGUUGGAUCCAUUAUUGAUGAACCAGAAAAUGCCCUUUUAAAGAUUGAAAUUGAGAGGCUUAAUUCUACAAUAAAUAGUUUAAAAAAACAACCAUUCUCGUUCGCAUUUAUAGAAGACAAUGAUGAAGCAAUAACUUACUAUACUGGAAUGCCUAAUAAGACUGUGAUUCAUGUAUUAUUUGAUAUUUUUUAA
Messenger RNA from Melanaphis sacchari, 618 nucleotides. RefSeq lists its product as uncharacterized. NCBI's taxonomy places the organism in Eukaryota, Metazoa, Arthropoda, Insecta, Hemiptera, Aphididae. The record is from RefSeq and is a predicted model, not a curated record. The coding region runs from base 1 to 618 and encodes 205 amino acids. The transcript is spliced from 3 exons.